AUGAUAAAAAAAUAAGAAAAUGUUAAUGACUCAACAGUUAGUGACCUCAGCGACCAAGACACUAUAAUUACUCCUUUGUAAGAUAGCGGACAGACUCAUAAAAAUGGCUUUUGUGAAAAAAAAAGAAUGAUCAUGCUUCCUUCUACUUCAAUACUUUAAUUUGGCUCAUAUUUCAGUAUUAAUUUUUAAUCGUUCGUAAAAGAACAAUUAAUGGAUUCAAUGCACUUGUCAAAUAAUGACUACAGCUUGUUUGUCCUAAUACCUAAUUUACCUUGCAUUCCCUUACCAUUAAUGAUAGGUCCUAUUUUAGAUUCAAUUGGAGCUCGUUUAGGUACUCUCGUAUUUUCAUUUUUGCUUUCUGUCGGAUUAGCCUUGUGCAUGAUUUCUAUAUUCCAAGAGUCCUUUGUCUGGCUUGUUAUUGGAAAAACAAUAUUUGCUAUAGCUAAUGCAGGUCUAGGUGUUUCUCAUGGGUGUAUUGCUGGAAAAUGGUUUACUUCUAAGGGCUUAGGGGUUGCAUUUACCUUAUCAAGCUUUUUUUGUAAAAUUGCCAGUUCAAGUUCUGGAAUACUCUUUCCAUAGCUUUAUGAUAUCAAUAAUAAUUUAAUGGCCCCUUUAUCUCUUGGUUUAGCAUUUUGCUUAAUUUGUUUAGUAUUAUCAGUAGUUAUAUUUGUUGUUGAUAAAAAUGCCGAAAAACAAUAAAAUUUACAAUUAUAGGAAGGUUAAGUGAUAGAAAAGUAUAAAUUUAAAUUUAGUGACCUAAAAAAAUUUGGAGUAGUUUUUUGGAUGUUUGUGAUACAAUGCCCAUUGAUGUUUGGAGCAUUUUAUGCUUUUGAAAAUUAUCUUUAAAGUGUUUUGAUACAUAAAUUCAUGAUAGAAAAGACCUUAGCAGGCGAACUUGUAUCAAUUCCUUAUUGGAUUGCAUAUACCACUCCUUUAUUUGGUUUUGUGGCUGAUAAAUUUGGUUUGAGAAUUAUAUUCUUCGUAUUAACCUCUCUACUUUCUUUUGUUUCAGUUUUUAUCUUAUGGAUUUUACCUACUGGUGAAAAUGAUGUAAUUGUUUACAUUUCCCUUGUAAUUUUUGGUCUCUUUUUGAGUGCUAUGUGUGCUUAUCUUUACCCUUCCUUUCCUUUACUUUCAGAAAAAGAACUUUUAAGUACAGCUUUUGCACUAGGAGUUUCAUCUAAAAAUGCAGGACUUGCUAUUUUUAACUACGUAAGCAAUUUGAUUUUGGGAAGCAAAUCUGAAGGAUAUAAUAAUUUUUUGCUUUUUUACUUGAUUAUCUUCUUAGUUUCAUUAAUUAUAUCUUGCUUUAUAUAUUUUUAUGAUCGUAAGCAUGGCUCAAUAUUAAAUUCAGCUACUCCUUAGCGUUAUGUUGAAUAUCUAGCUGAAAAAAGAAAUAAAAUCAACGAAAGUUGCUAUAGUGAAGAGGAAGAUAAAUUGACAUCUUGA
Molecule: messenger RNA, 1449 nt
Organism: Tetrahymena thermophila SB210
Lineage: Eukaryota; Ciliophora; Oligohymenophorea; Hymenostomatida; Tetrahymenidae
Product: MFS transporter
Exons: 4
Biological process (GO): transmembrane transport
Molecular function (GO): transmembrane transporter activity
Source: RefSeq, a predicted model, not a curated record